AUGGCCCGAAACAGAUGUGAUGGGCUACUUGCAAAGGUUGAUUUUCCUCUCUACACUCUUCAAACUCUUACGAAUCGACAUGUUAUCGUGGCUGGUGGAGGAGGAGCUUCUAACACAGGCGUUGCAAAUGGAUUUGAAAUAUUUGAACUCUCGCACAAUGGUAGUAAAUUUGUAGCAGAAGAAGUGAUGAGGCAUGAGACUGGUCCAAAUGUAGUGAUGAACUUAUCAGUUCGAAAUAUCCAGAACCGAACCUACUUAACAGCUGGUCAAGAGAGUCAUUGCCAGCUGUACAAAGUGAAUAUUCGGAUGGUGGAUGCUGCUGAGAUGAGAAGAGGGAGCUUUCGAGCAGAAAAUGGUCUAGUUCGACGUCGCCGACGCACUGUAUCUGAAAAUGAUAAUAUUUCCAAAAUGGAUAAUAAUUGUAAUACAACAGAAAAAAGAAUAUCAUUUGAAAUGAGGCCUGGUGAUAGUGUGCAGACAGAUUUUGGAGAGGACCCAUUACAAAGAGUAGUUUCAAUAAGUCCAAUUGGAAAUCUUAUGGCAACAGGAGGUGUAGAUGGCCUUGUUAGAGUAUGGAGUUUUCCACAAAUGCAAUUGUUGUUUGAACUUCAGGGUCAUACAAAAGAGCUGGAUGACCUAGACUUUAGUCCAUGUGGCAGUAAGCUGGUGAGCAUUGCAAAAGAUGGCUUUGCCCAUGUCUGGAGCUCAGAAGCUAAGGCUGCACCUCUUUUGCAACUAACAUGUCAACCGCCCAAUGGCACCAAGUUUCUUUUUAGGAGAUGCAAAUUUGCAAUGGUAGAAGAUAAGCCAGAUCAGCACAGAAUGUUCACAGUUGCCAACCCAUUGUCACGGUCUGGCAAACAACGUGGUUUAUUACAAUUAUGGGAACCUGAUAGUGGGGUGUUGCAAAAAAGUGUUGUGUGUAAUGAAGCAUUGUCUGCCUUAACCGUGAGAGAUGAUGGUCGAUUUGUUGGAGUGGGCACAAUGUUUAGUGGAUCUGUUGAUAUCUAUAUUGCAUUUAGCUUGCAGCGUGUGUUGCACGUGAAAAGCGCGCACCGUAUGUUUGUCACGGGUCUAUCAUUCCUUCCCGUUCGCGGGUAUGGUCCAUCAAUCACAUCGCGCAGUGAGGCUGCGUUGCUCUCAAUAUCAGUGGACAAUUGUCUCGUCGUGCACGCCCUGCCUGAACGCAGUACGAUGCCCGCAUGGUUGGCGAUAAUUUUAAUAAUCUUCGUAUUAUUCUGCACCUUUUGCGUAUGUUCAUAUCUAGGUAUAUAA
Pieris macdunnoughi is the source of this 1275-nucleotide messenger RNA. NCBI's taxonomy places the organism in Eukaryota, Metazoa, Arthropoda, Insecta, Lepidoptera, Pieridae. The record is from the annotation of a GenBank genome assembly.